UACCAAACAUGGUAACAGCGGCAGUUGGCGACAUUAUACAAUUCCAGUUCAGUAACGGCAACCAUACUGUGACGCAGAGCGCUCAGGAUACGCCUUGCCAACCGCUCCAGGCUACCGUCGCGACCGCUAUCCACAGCGGGCAUAUUCCAUUCCAAGAUGGCCAGACGACAGUCGGCACAUUCAAUAUGCCCGUCACUAACACCGAUACCAUGUUCUUGUAUUGCGCGACGGGUCCACAUUGUCAACUGGGACAAGUCAUGGUCGUCAAUCCGUAAGUCGACUUACCUUGUCCACAGACCAUCUAGCUAACUAUGCAUAGCACGGAUGACCAGCAGAUAGUCAACUAUGCCAAAGGAGCCGCUUCCACGAACGCUAGUGUCGACGGCGGUGCCGUGUCCGGUGGAACCGUCGCCUCGAUCCCCCUUGCUGCCGCUGCUUUCAUCCCCGCUCCAGCCGAACAAGGGGCGCCCGCCGCUGCCCCUCCCGCAGCUCCGGCCCCCGCCGCCACAAACUCUUCGGCUUCUUCGGCGCCCGCAGCUAACCAGGCUGCUGUGACGCCCGAUGCUUCUCUCACUACUGUAACCCCGGCGGCAGGAUCCAUCAUUACGUUACCGUUGCUCGGGGAUGCCGCGGCGACCGGGACAACGACGACUACUAUUACGGUACCGGCGGUGACGGCUGCUUCGCCGGCUCCCGCGGCUUAAACGUCGUAGCGUGGGCGAGGACGCGGGGCGUGUUAGGUGAGAAUGGGAUAGAGUAUAUUCGAUUA
Molecule: messenger RNA, 769 nt
Organism: Annulohypoxylon truncatum
Lineage: Eukaryota; Fungi; Ascomycota; Sordariomycetes; Xylariales; Hypoxylaceae
Exons: 1
Coding region: 312-704 (130 amino acids)
Source: RefSeq, a predicted model, not a curated record